This is a messenger RNA of Delphinapterus leucas (beluga whale), 1849 nucleotides long. It is a transcript of the gene TIPE2, whose product is annotated as TNF alpha induced protein 8 like 2. Gene Ontology annotation, cellular component: cytoplasm. Gene Ontology annotation, biological process: negative regulation of T cell activation; regulation of apoptotic process; negative regulation of inflammatory response. NCBI's taxonomy places the organism in Eukaryota, Metazoa, Chordata, Mammalia, Artiodactyla, Monodontidae. The record is from RefSeq and is a predicted model, not a curated record.
AAGAGUCCUAGCUCUGUCAGCCUGAGCUUUCCAUAUUGUGAGACUCUCAUUUGAUAGAAUUCUUGAGCCCCCAGUGGGGAGGUCCAGCUCAGUUCUUCCUGGGGACAGGCAGCCUCAGUAAGACAUGGUUUGGUUUGGGUGGGGGCAGGGCUGAGGGAUGGCGGUGGAUAAGGGUAUGUGAGAGACUACUGAGAGGUGCAAGGAGAUCUUAGGAGACAUGGAGGUAGAUGUAGGGGCCAGCAGGAGAGCAUGGCCAGAGGGCCACAGGGCAGGACUCAGACAAGAGAAAACAGGAGACUGAAACACGGAGAGGGGGAGAGGACAGUGGACAAAACGUGAGAUGGCAACGGGGGCAGUGGAGAGCUGGGUAGCAGGAAGACCAAGGAGGAAGGAAGGCUAACAUGGAGCAAUCUCCUCUUCCGGAUGUACAGCGUGGUCCAGAAAGCCCCAGGCAAAGCCGGGAGCAGAGCAAGGUUCCAGAUUCCCACUGGACCGAUUCAGCUGGGGGAGAACCACCCCUCCUCCCAGUUACCCACCUCCCCUGCUUCUUCAGGCUCCUAUUUCGUUUGGGGGAGAGGGCAAGGCUGCUCCUCACUGCGGUCAGAGCCACAUCCUGCAGAGCAGGGGAGGGGGAAGUAAGAAGCAAGACAAGCAGAACCACCACAGGCGAAGACCACGGGGAGAGCGCCCUGGAUACUUGCAGCUGAUGUGCCGCCAGGAGGUCCUCAGCACAGUCCCAGCAGAGGACCUGAGACCUCUAGGGCUGUCUUGAGGAAUCAUGGAGUCCUUCAGUUCAAAGAGUCUGGUGCUGCAAGCGGAGAAGAAGCUGCUGAGUAAGAUGGCAGGUCGAUCUGUGGCUCAUCUCUUCGUCGAUGAGACGAGCAGCGAGGUGCUAGACGAGCUCUACCGUGUGUCCAAAGAAUACACACACAGCAGGCCCCAGGCCCAGCGGGUUAUCAAGGACCUGAUCAAGGUGGCCGUCAAGGUGGCCGUGCUGCACCGCAGUGGCUGCUUCAGCCCCAGCGAGCUGGCCUUGGCUACCCGCUUUCGCCAGAAGCUGCGGCAGGGCGCCAUGACCGCACUCAGCUUCGGCGAGGUGGACUUCACCUUUGAGGCUGCUGUGCUGGCCGGCCUGCUGACCGAGUGCCGGGAUGUGCUGCUGGAACUGGUGGAGCGCCACCUCACACCCAAGUCACAUGGCCGCAUCCGCCACGUGUUUGAUCACUUCUCUGACCCAGGCCUGCUCACGGCCCUCUAUGGGCCUGACUACACUCAGCACCUUGGCAAGAUCUGUGAUGGGCUCAGGAAGCUGCUGGAUGAGGGGAAGCUCUGAGAACCCUGACCCCGGCCCGUUCCUUCUUGGCAAAAUGGCUGACUGAGAAAAAAACAGAUAAUGGGCUUUCUAACCCGCUCAUCUGCACUAAUGCUUUUCAACCCUCAGGUUUCAGUCUUUCCCAAGAGUGCCUGUGACUCUGAGACCACCCCGUGCCCAACUGCUGGUGGAGAAGAAGCGAUGCUGAGGGUUGAGGCCUCUCUCCUACUCCAGCCCCAAGACAGGAAACAAAACUGCCUGAAAAAGAUGAAGCGAAACUUGGAUCUCUAUUUUCCCCACAAGGGACCUUUCAAACAGGGAAGCCCCCUCCCCUCAGAACCAGGGGAAGAGGGCGUAGCCCAUCUCACUCCUCUGGGGACACUAAAGACAGGCGGCGCAGGGAGCCUUUAGAGAUAUCCUAGACCUUCAGUUCUAGGCGGAGUCUGGACAGAUACCAGAGACUCUGCUCCAGAGGGCAGGAAGAAGGGGCUAGGGCAGGGGAGAGUCUCACAGAGGAAAUAAAACUAUUAAAACAUG